GACCCACCAAAUUCCAGGGUACAAAUUAAGAUCGGUUUCCAAAUAUAAAUUUAUAUUUGAUUUUGGUGAAAUAAAUAAAAGAAAAAAAAUCAAGAAAAGAAACAAUCUUUGCGUGUUAAUGGCGUCUCAGGUCAUACGCACGACCUCCUCUGAUCUCUGUUCGUCAGAGGUAUUUCAGUUUUCACAUUUUUGUCCUUCAGAGAGUGAGAGCUGAGGAGUUAAGUACAUACGAAUAGAAGGGACUGGUGUUUGUGUGAUGUCUUUUGACGGAGUUGAGAAGCAAUGGAAAUGUGCAAUGGGAGGUCCGGUGAAUUUUCAGAAAGUAAGUUCCAUUGUUCGCGAUAUUGGGGAGCCUUGUCUUCAUCAAUCACCAAUAAAGGUUGUUAUAGCUGUAAGCAAAAUGCUUAAGCCAGAUAAGUGGCAGGCGACCUUUGACAAUGAUGGAAAGAUUUUUGGUUUCCAGAAAGCGCUGAAAUUGAUAAUUCUGGGUGGCGUGGAUCCAUCUAUAAGACCUGAAGUCUGGGAAUUUCUUUUGGGGUGUUACUCUUUGAGCAGUACUGCUGAAUAUCGCAGGCAACUAAGGACAGCAAGGAGGGAACGUUAUAGAGAUCUUGUGAAGCAAUGUCAGAUGAUGCACCCAAGCAUUGGGACUGGUUCCCUGGCCUAUGUUGUAGGGUCUAAAGUCAUGGACAUGAGGAUGAGUUCCAAAGAGGAUGGGAGAAAGGAUGCUGAAGUCCAAAGUGGACGGAUUUCGGAAGCCAGUACUAACAAAAUGGAUAACAACUGUGUUCGAGAUAGCAAAUGUACAGAUAAACAUUAUGCAUCUCAAAGGGAAAGUUCUAGUGAUUUUGGUGAUCUUGUAAGUGUAAGAGGAAGCACUGUGGAUGGAGCAUAUGAUUCCUCUGGUCUUGGGCCUUUUCCUGAUCCAUGCAACUGCAGUUCCGCAACUGAUCAUGACACACAUGAGCCAAGUUAUGAAGUUGAACAUUAUUUGGAUUUCCCUCCUUUACCUGUUACAAAUUUGUUUGAAGAGAAUAAUGAAGAUAAGAAAGUACUUAGGUCACAUGAGGACAAAUGCUCAACACAACGUAAAAUGAGAUAUGAAGAUGGGCAUAUGCACAGUUUUCGUAUUAACAACAAUGCAGAUCUUGUUGUGGAAUCAAAUAGUUUCCCAUCUAAUGAUGUCUCUCAAUGUGCUAACUCCAAAAGUGAAAUACUCCGUCCUGGUGUUCAUGAGUCUCUUUCUCGGUCAAAUAAUUUCGAUUAUGAAGCAGAAAUACACAAUAGGAUUAUAAUAUCAGAUGCACCAGAAACACCAACCAAAUAUGCAACCACGUCACAGGGAGGAGCUUCUAGUGAAGACAGAGUUUCUGAAUGGCUUUGGACGCUGCACCGAAUAGUUGUUGAUGUAGUAAGAACAGAUAGUCAUCUGGAGUUUUAUCAGGACGCCAAAAAUUUGGCUCGGAUGUCAGAUAUUCUUGCUGUCUAUGCAUGGGUUGAUCCUGCAACAGGAUAUUGCCAAGGCAUGAGUGAUUUAUUAUCCCCCUUUGUUGUUCUUUUUGAGGAUAAUGCUGAUGCAUUUUGGUGCUUUGAGAUGCUUUUAAGGAGAAUGCGGGAAAACUUUAGGAUGGAAGGGCCGACUGGUGUCAUGAAGCAGUUGCAAGCGCUAUGGCAUAUAUUAGAACUUACAGACAGGGAGAUAUUUUCUCACUUGUCCCGUAUAGGUGCUGAAAGCCUUCACUUUGCUUUCCGUAUGCUGCUGGUGCUCUUCCGUCGGGAGCUAUCUUUCAAUGAAGCUCUUUGUAUGUGGGAGAUGAUUUGGGCUGCUGAUUUUGAUGUAUCAUUGACCUCGCUUCUGGAUGAUAAUUGCCCAGAAAUUUUGGCUAUACAGUUACCCAGGGAAGCAGAAACUGAAUCGGGAGAAGAAAGCAUUUAUGGUAAUACUAUUGGUUGCAAGAGUGGCUUUCCAUCGAAACAUGGAACUGUAGGACGCCCCAUCUCUGACAACUCAGUAAUCAGAUCCAGACCAACUAGACCAUUUUGUGGCUUGACAAAAACUUUCUGGUCAAGGAAUGACCGCUUUCAGAUUCGUACCUUUAUAUCAGCAAGAAGAAAUCAUGACGAUGAAUUGCCUGUUUUUUGUGUAGCAGCAAUCCUCAUUAUGAACCGUCAGAAAAUUAUCAAAGAAACACGUUCCAUUGAUGACCUAAUAAAGAUAUUCAAUGAUAAUAUGUUAAAGAUCAGAGUCAAGAGAUGUGUACGUACAGCCAUUAAACUGCGAAAGAAGUACUUUAACAAGCUAAUCAAGAAUAGGAGUUCAGUAGCUCGGAAUGGCAGUUAAAUUCCAAUAUGAGAAAUGCAUUUCCAUUGCACUCUGAAAGGCUGCUGAUGAUUUGAGGAAGAAUUUUUGAGCGAAAGCUUUUGAUCAUAGACUUAUAUUUUGGAGGAACUCAUAACUAAGUGCACAAGCCAUCUAAAAGGUCAUGCCCGUUUUGUGCCCAGAAGAAGCACACAAACUCUUUAACCAGGUACUUAAAUGUGCUCGGGAGUGAAGAACUAUAUCACUGGUGUCCUUGAUUAAAGUCACUGUCUACAGAUGUCCAUUUUACACGAACUGUUUUCUCAUUUUCUUUCACUAUUUUGGAAUGGGAAUCACCUCAGAGGAGUGGGAAACAAGGCGUAAAACCUAGGCAAAUUUGGUUGUCGACUUUCAGAAGUGUAUUAGAAAUGUUUCAAAGACUGUAAGCCCAUUUUGCUAUUAAGACAUUGGGGCUAAUUAGAAUAGUUUCAGAUUUUUAUGCAUUACAUGCAGUAAUAUUGUCUUGAAGUUCUUCAAUAGGCCUUGGUUUUCGUUAUACUUUAUUUCCACAUGAAUGCAUAUUUCUUCUUGGGGUGUCAACAGAGUUCUUCAUUUCCUGAAAUAGCAUUUUUCACCUCAUUCUCAUCAACAAUUUCAUACCAAUUCAAACAUUACCUUGUCUCUCGCGGGAGUGCCCCACUGGUAUACAUAUCUGCAUAAAGAGUUCACGUAAAUUCAGGAAAAUAAAUGUCCUAAUUUUCUAAUUUCUUCAGCUAGUUGUUUGUAUGGAAUAACGCUGCCUUAUAAAUUCGUGGCUUUAAUCAGUCAACUAUGGUGAGAAAAUAACAGAUCAUCUUACUUUGUUGCUUAUGCUAAAUACCAUCACGCUGGGAGUCUGGGACUACUGAGCUUUGUUCUAAAAGACGAGUUUGCUACUAAAUAUGAUGCUAUAUAACAGAAUUAUUGUGGCUGCUUUCUGUACAGGUUCUUUUCUUUCUAAUGCUUGCUUAGGACUACAGUUUAUGUGACA
This is a messenger RNA of Sesamum indicum (sesame), 3329 nucleotides long. RefSeq names its product rab GTPase-activating protein 22. Gene Ontology annotation, molecular function: GTPase activator activity. The record is from RefSeq and is a predicted model, not a curated record. Gene Ontology annotation, biological process: activation of GTPase activity. NCBI's taxonomy places the organism in Eukaryota, Viridiplantae, Streptophyta, Magnoliopsida, Lamiales, Pedaliaceae.